This is a messenger RNA of Thermothielavioides terrestris NRRL 8126, 771 nucleotides long. RefSeq lists its product as uncharacterized. The record is from RefSeq and is a predicted model, not a curated record. NCBI's taxonomy places the organism in Eukaryota, Fungi, Ascomycota, Sordariomycetes, Sordariales, Chaetomiaceae. The transcript is spliced from 9 exons. The coding region runs from base 1 to 771 and encodes 256 amino acids.
AUGGCUGCCGAGGCGGGUCACGAUAUCGUCGCUCUGCCACUCCUCACAGUCCCCACUCUCGCAGAGCGGAGAAUGACCUCGGGCCCGACGAGAAAGACUCCGAUCCCUGGCCCGAUCGCAACUCACACGUUGUGUCGAGGUUCGGUAGCCGACGACCGUCUCCUGAAGCCGGUGUUCUCGCUGGGCUCCUUCAUCAUGGAUUGGGCAUCCUCCCCUGAUUGCUCUUGUUUGACAGUGGACCUGGCCCUGCCCUUGCGGCUGGCUGACAGCCUAACAGAUUCGGCCGUGGCCAUGGGAGGUGUGUUCGGGUACAACUCCCACGGCGAGACCUCCAUUGGGCUGCGAGAGGCGUCAACGAUCGGGCCGGACGAGGGUGGCGGGUCGUGCUGCGUCAAAUGCCCUUUUCUUCGAUCUCGCAUUGGACAAGCCUUCAUGAACGAUUCAAUAACGGUCUCGCGAACUCUGAGCACGUGGAUCGACCUCACCCCGCUGCGUCAGGAUGCAAGACCAAGCCUCACAUCACCCGCCACAGACGAAGUAGCCACUGUCAGUCGGCCACUACAGAGAAACAUGAACGAAGCCGAUCGGGGAGCGGAUCGAGCGAGGCCCUCGGAAUCUGCACGAACGGAUGAGGUCGCGGGUGCUGGCUCAUCUACGCAUGUAGUCUGCCGUGAGAGGAUCCCGGACUUGCUUGACACGACGGUGGAUGCCGUGGUCCUUACCUCAGCUGGUCCGAUCGAGGCAAAGCAUUUCCCGAGUGACGCACCCUGA